This is a messenger RNA of Anolis carolinensis (green anole), 5069 nucleotides long. RefSeq names its product basal cell adhesion molecule (Lutheran blood group) (gene bcam). Gene Ontology annotation, cellular component: plasma membrane. The transcript is spliced from 17 exons. Lineage: Eukaryota; Metazoa; Chordata; Lepidosauria; Squamata; Anolidae. The record is from RefSeq and is a predicted model, not a curated record. Gene Ontology annotation, molecular function: laminin receptor activity. Bases 63 to 1967 code for a protein of 634 amino acids.
GGGCGUUGAAGCAGCGGCUUCAGAGGCGCAGAGAAGCGAAGGCGAGACUCGAGGGCGCAACGAUGGCUCCGGCGCGCGGCUCUGCGAAGGCGCCGCUUUGGCGAGGGGGCUUCCUUUGGGUCGGGGUCUUGCUCCUGGCUUGUUCAGAAUGCCGGUCCGAAGUCCGGGUGUCCGUUCCGGUGGUCAUUGAGGCUCUUUUGGGCCAAGACGUGCACAUGUUGUGCAGUCACACAGGGACCGAUGGGGACGGCUACGUCUUGGUGGAGUGGUUCAUUACGGACAAAACGGGGACGCAGCGGCGCGUGGCGUAUGACGAGCGUGGUCAGCAAGGGGUGGACGGCGGGACGGAGUACAAGGACCGGGCCUCCAUGGACGCCGAGCACGGCCUGGUCAUCCGGGCGGCCGAGGUGGGCGACGAGAGGGAGUUCCUCUGCCAGGUGACCACCUCCUCGGGGACCGACGUGGGAGUGACCCAGCUCAAGGUCUUCGAUUCUCCCGAACCUCCAGAGCUCCAGAAGAACACGGCGACCCUUUCCGUGACUGGAGAAUUCGCUUCCGAGAUAGCUACUUGCACCAGCAAAAAUGCCCACCCGGUGCCAGCCAUCAGCUGGUACAAGGAUGGACGCCUCCUCAAUCCCUCCACAGAACACAACAAAGAGUUGUAUGUGGUUUCGCGGACGGUGAAGGAAACCUCGGGCCUCUUCUCCCUCUCCAGCACUCUGUACAUGCACCUGAAGAAGGAGGACAAGGAGUCCGCUUUCCGGUGCAAAGUCAACUAUUCCAUGCCACACGGGAAGGCCGGCAGCGCCGAGACGGAGCCCUUCCAGGUUACGCUACACUACUACACCGAGAACGUCCAGUUCUCUCUGGCGUCUCCAGAGCUGAUCAAGGAAGGCGACGACGUGGAGUUCCACUGCCAGGCUGACGGCUCUCCGCCACCCGAGUAUUUCUUCUUCAAAGUGCAGACGUCUGAAAAGGGAGAGGUCCAGCGCGACAUGGGCUCCAAUCCGGACGGCGUCCUCCGCCUCCGUCGUGUCACCAAAGCCGAUAGCGGGACGUACCGGUGUCAAGUGCUGGACUUCGACAGUCCACCGGAAGUGGACCUGGAGAAGGAAGCGGACAUCUUCGUCCACUAUCUGGACCCAGUCGUUGUGACUCCAAGGAAGAUGGCGGUGGCCAACGUGAGCGGAAACAUAGAACUGACCUGCUCCGGUAGUGGCUCCAGGACACCUGAAUUGUCAUGGAAGAAGGGAGAGGAAGAGGUCGGGAAAGGGGCCACUUUGACCCUGGAUUCGCUGACCUACCACAUGGCAGGGACGUACUCCUGCAAGGCUGCCAUCGCCAGCAUCCCCGGCUUGGACAAAGAGCAAUCCGUCCAGGUCGUGGUGGAAGGGAAACCAGAGAUGGAGCAACACCAAACGGUUGCCCAUUACCACACCCCGGGCCAAGUAAUGGAGCUGACCUGCUCGGUUUUGGGGCAUCCCGAACCGGAGAUCCGCUGGAACGUCACUGGAGAGGAUCUCUCUGCAAAAACCGUGUCCGUGGAAGUGACUCCUGAACUGGUUCAGAGCGGUGUUACCUGCUGGGCCCAGAACAAGUACGGAUCGGACAAGCAGACCUUCCAGUUUGUGAUGGUUUCCCCAACACAACCAUCUUCUCCGGGACCGGCAGGAAACCCCGAACUUCGCACAGUGGACGGCGAGGAGAGCCAAGGCGGCAGCACGGUGGCGGUCAUCGCGGUCUGCGUCUGCGUCCUGUUGUUGCUGCUCAUCGUGGGAUUCUUCUACUUCAUGCAGCGGCGAGGGCAGCUCCCCUGCGGCAGCAGAGAGAAGAGGUCCUUGACGCCCAAAGAGGGGAGCCCCGAUGACACGGUGGUGGAGAUGAAGACGGACAGGCGGAACGAACAGACGGGGCUCCUGAGCCACGGAGGGGGCGGUGGCGGUGGAGGAGGCACCAACGAGUGUUGAGAACAGAAGAACGUUUCUCUCUCUCUUCUUUCUCUCUCCUUUCCGUUCGGCACCGGACCCAACGUCCACCUCGGAGGAUGAAGAUGACGACAACGAUGCCAAAAUGGGAAACGGCUGCCAAACCCGAUUCGGCCUCCUCCGCGGGUGCAAAUUGAGCGUCCGUACGUCCAGACUUUGGGUGCCGGAGGGCGGGAUCCGUAUCCGUCUUCCUCCUUUCAAAAUGCCGGAUGAAUCUGUGUUUGGUCCCGUGCCCUCUUCUUCUUCGGCCGCUUCCCCUCGUUGCCAACCUCACACAAUCCCUUUGUUGCCGGAAACGCACUGCCUUUUUGUAACGCGAUGCUGCCUUGGUCAUUCGGAGCAAACCGAAGACACAACUUUCUCAGAUCACGCAAAAGGUUCUGUCUUGCCUCCCCAAGAAUGCACGGAUUUCAUUUCACGGAGGAGGGUUCCACUUGCAUGUAUUACGUGUCCGAAUAUCCCGUCCAAAUGCAAAAAAUGUUCCAUUGCGCCACUGAUACAUCCCUGUAUGUUCCUUCCUUUGGUGUUACGUUGUGGCCUCCCGCUUUGAUCCUGAUGAUGUUGCCAUGCACAGUUCCUUCCUUUCACACAAUGCCGUUACAAGAGAAAAGCUUUUGGCUUCGCUUGCCUUGGAGAGAAACGCUGUUCUUCCAAGAACAGAAUCCUAGAGUUGGAAGAGACCUGGCAGGCCAUCCAGUCCAACCCCGUUCUGCCAAGACGCAGGAAAACAGGACAGGUUUGAUGUGUUGUCGAAGGCUUUCAUGGCCAGGAUCACAGGGUUGUUGUGUGUUUUCCGGGCUGUAUGGCCGUGUUCCAGAAGUAUUCGCUCCUGACGUUUCUCCCACUUCUAUAUAUAGCUCACAACCUCUGAGGAUGCCUGCCACAGAUGUGGGCGAAACGUCAGGAGAGAAUGCUUCUAGAACACGGCCAUACAGCCUGGAAAACAUACAACAACCCAGAACAGGUUUGCUUCAACCACAGAGGAGAUUCGCCUUCUUUCUUGGCCCAAAAUGUCAAGGUUUCCUGGAAGAAAAGGACAGGGCUUCUGGAAAGUCUCCGUAAGCAUUACCUUUCUUUCCUUCCAUUUGACCUUCUCGCUCCUUUUCUUUUCCUUCCUUCCUUCCUUCCUUCCUUCCUUCCUUCCUUCCUUCCUUCCUUCCUUCCUUCCUUCCUUCCUUCCUUCCUUCCUUCCUUCCUUCCCUCUUCCUUCCUUCCUUUCCUCUCCCCCUUUUCUUCCUUUUUUUUCCUUCCUUUCUUCUCUCACCUUUCUUUCUUUCCUUCCUUAGCUCCCUCCUUCUUCCUUCUUCCUUCUUUUCCUUCCCUCCUUCUUCCUUUCUUCAUUUCACCUUCCUUCCUAAUUGUCUUCUCUUUCCCUUCUCUUCUUCCUUCUUUCCUUCCCUCCUUUUUCUCCUUCCUUUCUUCUCUCACCUUUCUUUCUUUCCUUCCUUAGCUCCCUCCUUCUUUUCUCUUCCUUCUUUUCCUUCCCUCCUUUUUCCUUUCUUCAUCUCACCUUCCUUCCUUUUUGUCUUCUUCCUUCCUUCCUUCCUUCCUUCCUUCCUUCCUUCCUUCCUUCCUUCCUUCCUUCCUUCCUUCCUUCCUUCCUUCCUUCCUUCCUUCCUUCCUUCCCUCUCUCCCUUUUCUUCCUUUUUCUCCUUCCUUCCCUCUCUCACCUUUCUUUCUUUCCUUCUUUAGCUCCCUCCAUCUUUCCUCUUCCUUCUUUUCCUUCCCUCCUUCUUCCUUUCUUCAUUUCACCUUCGUUCCUUUUUGUCUUCUCUUUCCCUUCUUUUUUCCCUUCCUUCUCUUGGGUCUUCUUACUCGUUAACUCCCUCUUUUUCUCCCCACUUUUCAGAAAACAACCCUUCCAUGCUUCAGUCUCCCAUCAUAACCAGCUACGUUCUUUCUCCUUUCUCUUGACGUCUCCUCUGCUCAGGUUUUUCCCCCUUCCUUCCUUCCUUCCUUCCUUCCUUCCUCCCUCCCUUCCUUCUUCCUUCCUUCCUUCCUUCCUUCCUUCCUUCCUUCCUUCCUUCCUUCCUUCCUUCCUUCCUUCCUUCCUUCCCUUCGAGGCGGCCACUUCACCCUGGCUUCACCCCCUUCCUUGUGUCCCUUUGGGGUCCAUGCCCACCUUCAUUUUGACGCUCUCCCCAUGGAAUUGUAUUGGUUUGUUUCACUCUCCAUAGAUCUACAGCGUAUCUAUAUAUAUGGCAUAUUUUUGUGAGUGUGUGUCUGUACAGGACUGAGUCUCGCUGGGGCUUUUGCCUGCGGUGUGUUUCUUUGCCCACUUUUUUUUAUUUUCUCCUUGCACUUGUCUGGUCAAGACACUGGCUUUUUUUUUGGGGGGGGGGACUUUUUAUGAUUUUUUUUUUUAAAACGUGGUAUAUUUAAUGGUGUUGCCUCUUGGAAAAUGAGGCGAGGCUUUGGAGCUAUGGCGGAUGGGAUUUGCAGGGAAGAUGAAACACAAAAACAAUGCAAAAAGAGUAAAUGCAGUAGAGUCUCACUUAUCCAAGAUAAACGGGCCGGCAGAUGCUUGGAUAAGCAAAUAUCUUGGAUAAUAAGGAGGCAUUAAGGAAAAGCCUAUUAAACAUCAAAUUAGGUUAUGAUUUUACAAAUUAAGCACCAAAACAUCAUGUUUUACAACAAAUUUGACAGGAAAAAAAAGUUCAUUAUACAUGAAUGCUAUGUAGUAUUUACUGUAUUUACGAAUUUAGCACCAAAAUAUCACGAUAUAUUGAAAACAUUGACUACAAAAAUGGCUUGGAUAAUCCAGAGGCUUGGAUAAGCGAGGCUUGGAUAAGCGAGACUCUACUGUAGUGAGACUAAAUGACCUCUGGAGACCCCUUUUGGUUCCAUGCAAUUGAUCCGCCGAUUUUCUUUUCUUGCUGCGAAACCAGCUCUUGUUUAAAGCACAAGAGCCCCGGUCAGUUGGCAACCCCGGUCAGUUGAUACCCCAAAAUAACUGGCCAUGGUGACCCCAAAAUCCGAUGCCAUCGCUCCAUUGCCGCCUUCGGACAAUGUCUACUGCCUGCUGCCCUUUUGUCCCCCACAUUACACUGUACAUUAGCCAUUAAAAGAAAAUAUUGUAACUUC